Molecule: messenger RNA, 447 nt
Organism: Dentiscutata erythropus
Lineage: Eukaryota; Fungi; Glomeromycota; Glomeromycetes; Diversisporales; Gigasporaceae
Source: the annotation of a GenBank genome assembly
ACUACAAAACGAAAAAAAACUUCCAAGUUAAAUUUGAAACAAAACUCCAAUAAUUAUAAAAAACUAAAUUAUCAACCAAAAUAUAAUGAUUAUAAUAGUUUGAAUUUAGUUGAAAUAUUAAAUAAUGAUAACACCAAUAUAGUUUAUGAUGAUUUUAUUAAUGACUAUAAUGAUUUUAUUAAUGAUUAUAAUAAUUUUAUUAAUAAUGAUUAUAACGAUUUUAUUAAUAAUCAUAUUAAUGAUUAUAUUAAUAAUCAUAACAAUUUAACUACUAUAAAAUUACAAUACAAUUCAUCUACAAAUAAUUCAUUAAAAGCUUACUGGAUAAAUAAUGAAAUUGAGACUCUUAUAUGUUCUAUAAAACAACAUUAUAAUAAAUUAAAAAAUGCAUUAAAUAAUAAUAUUAGAGCAAAGAUAUGGGAUGAUAUUUUUGAUAACUUUAAUUAA